UUUAGUCCCCACCCCGCAGCCUCCCCUCGGCAGGCAGCCGCGGGAGCCGCCGCGCUCAUUCUCCUCCCUCUCUCUCCCUCUCCCCGCCAGCCCGGGGUGUCCGCGGCGGCGGGAGGCGGAGGCGGCGGCAGGGGAGAGGCUGAGGCGAGGCUGAGGCGGUCGCCGGGCUGCCGGGGCCGCCCGGGAGGUCCCCGCGCCCCCAGCCGCACGCCCCCCGCUGCCACAGCGGCAGCAGCGGCUCCCCGGCGGAGUUGCUGCCCUCCGGCAGUUCCCGCUCGGGUUUCCAGUGAGGAGGGAGGUGCAGGGGAGAGAGGCGGCUUGCUUCGCAGGGGAUGCUGAGAAAGCCGGUCCCUCCUGUAGCACAUUGCCUAGGCGUUCCUAUUAUGGAAGUUAAGUGAGAAACUCCGCAGCUUGAACUGAUUUGGGGGAGAGAGAGAGAGAGAGAGAAAGGAAAAGGGGUAGGGGGAGGGAGAGAGGCAAGCAAAAUAGCCGAACAGAGCCAAUGGUUUUCCUGCAAAGUGCCGGGAAGUUUGCGGAACACUUUCUAGGAAUCAGGUCCUCUCUCAGAGCCUCUCCUUGUCCUCGGAAGAAAGAGCUGGCCUUUGGAUUGCCAUGGAUCCUAAAGAGGGGCUUAGACACACGUGAAUAAUUCCCCUGCUCGGGCUGGAUUGGGGGGAGUUUAGGAAGGAGCGUGUGUGCAAAGCAGAAGCCUUCGGAGCUCGCUCCCUGCUCUAAUCUGUAUGGAUCUAAAAGUGGCACACUCAAGACCUUCCCAUCUGCAGCUUUUCGCUUCCAGGCUUCCCUUUCCGCUCUAAGUAGCUGCUAGGAAACUGAAAACUUUUGGACCCUGCGUCUCGCUGGCUUUGGAUACUUUUUUUUUCCUUUUUUUUUUUUUUUUUUUUAAUUCUUUUCUUUGGAUCUCUGUGGAAUUGGUCUCGCAAACGAUCGGGAUUGCUUUUAAUAUGUCAAAAUGGGUCUGCUGACGCCACUCCUGCUCGUUGGAUUUGCAUUUUUUCAAGUCUAUGGAUCUCGUCUCCGCCAGGAGGACUUUCCACCUCGGAUUGUUGAGCAUCCUUCAGAUGUGAUAGUUUCUAAAGGAGAACCAACGACCUUGAACUGUAAAGCUGAAGGACGGCCAACUCCCACUAUUGAAUGGUACAAAGAUGGAGAGCGAGUGGAAACUGACAAAGAUGAUCCUCGCUCCCACCGUAUGCUGCUGCCUAGCGGAUCUUUAUUUUUCUUACGAAUUGUGCAUGGACGCAGGAGUAAGCCCGAUGAAGGAAGUUAUGUUUGUGUAGCAAGGAACUAUCUUGGAGAAGCUGUGAGUCGCAACGCAUCUCUGGAAGUGGCAUUGCUACGAGAUGACUUCCGCCAAAACCCUACAGAUGUUGUGGUGGCAGCUGGAGAGCCUGCCAUAUUGGAGUGCCAGCCACCUCGUGGACACCCUGAGCCUACCAUCUACUGGAAGAAGGAUAAAGUCCGCAUUGAUGACAGGGAAGAGCGGAUCAGUAUACGUGGUGGAAAACUAAUGAUCUCCAAUACACGAAAAAGUGAUGCUGGCAUGUACACUUGUGUUGGAACCAACAUGGUGGGGGAGCGAGACAGCGAUCCAGCAGAGCUGACUGUCUUUGAGCGGCCCACGUUUCUCAGGCGGCCGAUUAACCAAGUGGUGCUGGAGGAGGAGGCCGUGGAUUUCCGGUGCCAGGUGCAGGGGGACCCACAGCCGACCGUCCGCUGGAAGAAAGAUGACGCAGACCCGCCGAGAGGAAGGUAUGACAUCAAAGAUGACUACACUUUGCGCAUUAAGAAGGCUAUGAGCACAGAUGAAGGAACCUACACAUGCAUUGCAGAGAAUCGAGUCGGAAAAGUGGAAGCCUCUGCUACCCUUACUGUGCGAGCUCGCCCCGUUGCUCCUCCACAGUUUGUGGUGAGACCACGAGAUCAGAUUGUAGCCCAGGGUCGGACAGUGACUUUUCCUUGUGAAACGAAAGGAAAUCCCCAACCAGCUGUUUUUUGGCAAAAAGAAGGAAGCCAGAAUCUGCUCUUCCCAAACCAGCCUCUCCAACCCAACAGCAGGUAUUCAGUAUCACCAACUGGAGACCUCACUAUUACCAACAUUCAGCGGUCUGAUGCGGGCUACUACAUUUGUCAAGCACUGACGGUUGCUGGAAGCAUUUUAGCAAAGGCUCAGCUGGAGGUGACUGAUGUCUUGACAGAUAGACCUCCACCCAUCAUCCUCCAGGGGCCUGUCAAUCAGACGCUGGCAGUGGAUGGGACAGCUCUGCUGAAGUGCAAGGCUACUGGCGACCCACUUCCCGUUAUCAGCUGGUUAAAAGAAGGCUUUACCUUCCUGGGCAGAGACCCUCGAACGUCCAUACAGGAUCAGGGGACACUUCAGAUUAAAACUCUGCGGCUGUCUGAUACUGGAACUUACACUUGCGUUGCUACAAGUUCAAGUGGGGAGACAUCAUGGAGUGCUGUGCUGGAGGUGACAGAGUCAGGUGGAGCAACAAUCAGUAAAAAUUACGACAUAAACGACCUCCCUGGGCCACCAUCCAAACCUCAAGUCACUGAUGUUACUAAGAACAGUGUCACCCUGUCCUGGCAACCAGGGACCCCUGGAAGCCUACCAGCUAGUGCAUAUAUCAUUGAGGCUUUUAGCCAGUCUGUGAGCAAUAGCUGGCAAACAGUGGCAAACCAUGUGAAGACCACUCUCUACACCGUGAGAGGACUGCGCCCCAAUACAAUCUACCUGUUUAUGGUGAGAGCUAUCAAUUCACAAGGUCUGAGUGAUCCCAGCCCAAUGUCAGAUCCUGUCCGAACACAAGAUAUCAGCCCACCAGCACAAGGUGUGGAUCACAGGCAAGUUCAGAAAGAACUGGGAGACGUCAUUGUACGACUACAUAACCCUGUUGUGCUGACACCCACGACAGUUCAAGUCACCUGGACAGUUGACCGCCAAUCGCAGUUUAUUCAGGGCUACCGAGUAAUGUAUCGCCAAACGUCUGGCCUACCGUCUCCAGCUGUGUGGCAGAAUUUAGAGGUCAAAGUCCCAACAGAGCGCAGUGCUGUUCUAGUCAACCUCAAAAAAGGGGUCACUUAUGAAAUUAAAGUUCGUCCUUAUUUCAAUGAAUUCCAAGGAAUGGACAGUGAAUCAAAGUCUGCUCGUACCACGGAGGAAGCUCCAAGUGCCCCUCCUCAAUCUGUUACUGUCCUGACAGUUGGAAACCACAACAGCACAAGCAUCAGCAUCUCCUGGGAUCCUCCCCCUCCAGAUCACCAAAAUGGAGUCAUCCAGGAGUACAAGAUCUGGUGCCUAGGUAAUGAGACUCGAUUUCAUAUCAACAAAACAGUAGAUGCAGCCAUUCGGUCUGUAGUAAUAGGUGGCCUAUACCCAGGUAUUCAGUACCGUGUGGAAGUUGCUGCAAGCACCAGUGCAGGUGUGGGAGUAAAAAGUGAGCCACAACCCAUAAUAAUUGGAGGUCGUAACGAAGUUGUCAUCACUGAAAAUAACAACAGCAUAACAGAGCAAAUCACUGAUGUUGUCAAACAGCCUGCCUUUAUAGCUGGCAUCGGUGGUGCAUGUUGGGUAAUUCUGAUGGGUUUCAGCAUCUGGUUGUACUGGCGCAGAAAGAAGAGGAAGGGGCUCAGUAAUUAUGCUGUCACUUUCCAAAGAGGAGAUGGAGGACUAAUGAGCAAUGGAAGUCGACCAGGUCUGUUGAAUGCAAGUGACCCCAGUUAUCCUUGGCUUGCAGACUCUUGGCCUGCCACAAGUCUGCCAGUAAACAACAGCACUAGUGGACCCAAUGAUCUUGGCAAUUUCAGUCGUGGAGGGUUCCUGUGCAUCAAUGAUUUGUUUCAUUCCCCUGUGCUCACCACAGAUGUGCUGCCACCAGUUCCAGGGCAAGGAGAUAAAACUGCUACUAUGCUUUCUGAUGGAGCCAUUUACAGCAGCAUUGACUUCACCACAAAAACUAGUUACAACAGUUCCAGCCAAAUAACGCAAGCUACACCAUAUGCCACCACCCAGAUACUGCAUUCCAACAGCAUCCAUGAAUUGGCAGUUGACUUACCUGAUCCUCAGUGGAAGAGCUCAAUUCAGCAGAAAAAUGACCUGAUGGGAUUUGGUUACUCUCUUCCAGACCAAGGCAAAGGCAACAAUGCCUUGCUUUACAUCCCUGACUACCGCGUGGCUGAGGGAUUGGCUAAUAGAUUGCCACACAACCAGUCACAGGAUUUCAGCACCACCAGCUCCCACAACAGCUCCGAAAGGAGUGGCAGCCUCUCAGGUGGCAAAGGAGGGAAAAAGAAGAAAAACAAAAAUACUGCCAAACCCCAGAAAAAUAAUGGUUCAAAUUGGGCCAGUGUUCCCCUCCCACCCCCUCCUGUGCAGCCACUUCCAGGCACAGAGCUGGAACACUACGGGGUGGAUCAGCAAGAAGCAGGAUAUGACAGUGAUGGUUGGUGUCCGCCUUUGCCCGUUCAGACCUACCUCCAUCAGGGCAUGGAGGAUGAGCUUGAAGAAGAUGAUGAUCGUGUUCCCACACCUCCUGUGCGAGGAGUAGCUUCAUCACCUGCAAUCUCCUUUGGACAACAGUCAACUGCAACCCUCACACCUUCUCCACGAGAGGAGAUGCAGCCAAUGCUUCAAGCCCACCUUGAUGAAUUAACCAGGGCCUACCAGUUUGAUAUAGCAAAGCAGACAUGGCACAUCCAAAGCAAUACACAACCUCCUCAGGCUCCAGUUCCGCCUCUAGGAUAUGUAUCUGGAAACCUUAUUUCAGACUUGGAAACAGAUGUUCCAGAUGAUGAUGAGGAUGAUAUUGAAGAAGAAACUGUAGAAAUCAGCAGGCCACUGAGAGGUCUAGAGCAUACUCCAGGCUCCAGUAUGGACAAUCUAGACAGCUCUGUGACAGGUUCAAUGGUAAAUGGAUGGGGUUCUGCGUCUGAUGAGGACCGUAACUUUUCUAGUCAUAGAUCUAGUGUAGGUAGCUCCUCAGAUGACUCGAUCUUUACCAGCGGCAGUUUUGCACAAGCACUGGUUGCAGCAGCAGAUAAAGCUGGUUUUAGGCUGGAUGGAACCAGCCUGACAAGAGCAGGCAAAGCAUACCCUUCCUCUCAGAGGCCUCGGCCAAGCAGUCCUUUUUCUACUGACAGCAACACCAGUGGAGCUGUCAAUCAGAAUCAGAGGCCAAGGCCCACUAAAAAACACAAGGGAGGCCGGUUGGACCAACCCCCCUUGCCUCAUCGCAGGGAGGGAAUAACAGAUGAUCUUCCACCACCACCCGACCCGCCUCCUGGUCAGGGUUUAAGGCAGCAAAUAGUCCCUGGCCAGCGUGGAGGCUCGGCAGAGAGGAAAGGAAGCUCUCUUGAGAGGCAGCAUGCACCCAGCAUAGAUGACACAAAGAGCUCCUUGGACCGGCAAGCUAGGACGUCACUAGAGUGGCAGCGGCAAACCCAGGAGUGGAUAAGCUCCGCAGAUCGCCAAGAGGAUUUCAGGAAAGCCCAACACAAGCAAGCAUUCGGAUCAGAAGAGGCACUGGUACCGUAUAGUAAACCCAACUUCCCAUCCCCUGGUGGACACAGCUCUUCAGGAACAGCUUCUUCUAAAGGAUCGACCGGACCUAGAAAAGGUGAAGUCUUGCGAGGAGGUCACCAACGCAAUGCCAGUGACCUUCUUGAUAUAGGCUAUGUGGGAUCAAACAGUCAAGGACAGUUUACUGGUGAAUUAUAGUAGUUGAGAAGACACAUUGCAAGCUGCUCUGAUGGACCAUCAGGUCUGAACUCAUGGAAGUGAUGACACUAAACAGUGCAAUGAACAUUUUCUUUAUUUAUGUACUAUUAAAAGAACUGUAAAUGCAAUGUAAAGACACACAGCCACACAUAUCCCACAGAUAAUUUACUUGUGUUCUUCUCUUUAAUACACCAUUCACCUUAAACUAUUCCUUGUCAGGAGUAUAUAAAAAGAAAAAAAAAUCACCCUCCAGGAUGAAAAGGGUUUCCUUCUGUAUAUAAUUUCUUUUGUUGCAUUGCUAUGCAAGUUCACCUUCUUUUUAGCUAUGUUCAUAUUCAUGUCUGUUUUUAUUGGUCUGUUGUACUAUAUGUGAAUUAAUAGGCUGUGGUGCCAUAUAUUAACUUUUAAUUGUGUAACUUUUAUGUUUAAAGUUUGCACUGCAAUUUUAUUUGGUGAUAAGCACAAAACUUUACUCCUCAUGACAUGAAGAAAAAAAAGAGACUGAAUGUGUGAAGAAGGUUUACGUACUGUAAGCUACUUUGGAUAAUGCUGGAUGUAAAGGAGUAUGUUAGGUGGUUUUCCAUUGGGGUGUAGAAAUGAGAAAGUGACAGGCAAAACUGAUGUCAGUGAAGACAUCAGAGACCGAUUUAAAUCUUUUAAAAGCAGGCAACAUAGCUGCUCUUCCAAUUUAAGAAGGGGUCAAAAGUUAGAACUGUUUGUUUAAAGAGUGAAUAUGAAAAUUAACAGUAGCAUAAGGUGGCCUAGACCCUUUCACUAGAAUGAUACCCUUAGUAUCCAUUUUUAGCCAUCCAAUGCCGCUAAGUAAAGAGAAGAAAAACAAAUCUUGCUACAAACAAAAGAAACUAAGGUGUUUCACUAAAGCUGUUUUAUAUUGCAGUUUGGAAAGAAUUAUCAUUAAUUUCUGCAACCUAAAAUAAAAGUCAGAAAUUUCCCAGGAGUAACAAACUGUAUAAACUCAAGGAAUACCUAGUAAGUAGUUAAGGAUGCAAUUUUAUUAAGACUGCUUAUUAUUCAGGCUGCUUCCAAAAAAAUAAAUGUCAGAGUAUCUUAUUUGGUCUUUCCAAUACAUGUACAGUACGUUAGAGGAUAGAGCUGCACCACUGAAAUUCAUGACAUUAAUUGUUUUGAUGCAGUCUAGACAAACUUUCAUGUUCUUUUACCUGAAGUCUGUGAGAGCUGAAGCUGAAUUCACUAAAUUUUAGUGUUUGGAAGGAAAAUAACAGUCAAAUUAUUUUCAGCUUGCAUUAAAGAUAUUACUUGAGAUACAAUGCAUCCAAAAAGUUGGAUAUUAGCAAAGAAAAUCUUUGACCUUUUUUUUUUUUUUUUUUAUGAGUGGCUUCACACCCUACUAUGAUGAGGAAAUAAUGCAUGUUUAUACACUUUUUAAUAAACCAAACUCUGUAAGUGGACAUUAAUGACAGCAUCCUGUCUCUUCAAUAAUUUUCAUAACUUUGUCCAAAUCUUCUGUACCUCUCAAAUCUCAAUGAGAAAAUUGUCAACUUUUCUUAGAAUAUUGUAUGUGGGUAGCCCACUCAUUUGAUGCUUAAUUUAAAUAUUGCAUCCUACAGCUUAUUUCUGUUAGUUAUCUGACCAUAAACACUAGUUUCCAUUUGAAUACCUUUUUCGUAUAACCAGUCUAUGUUGUUUUAUAUAUUGCCUUGGAGCUCACCAGUAUUAAGGACACUUUUAGUAAUGGCAGAAUUUUAGAAAAGUAAAUUAAAAUGCUAAAUAUGUGUUGCUUUUCAUUUCAUUAACUUGUUCCAUGAUAAGAUAAAACACUACAGCCAUCAGCUAUAACUCAGCACUAUCAAAUAUAAAAAAAAAUGCUAGUUGACUUCCUUAAGGUCAAGAUCGUUAUUUAGCAAGUUACAAACCAAAAAAAAAAUAAAAAAGAGAAAAAAGAAUGCUUUAUCUCUAUAUGUGACCAAUAAGAAUAAGUAAUUUUCCUGCUUGUUAAGUCAUUAUAGUUAAAACCAUGGCUUAAAAAUGUGCAAAAAUGUUCAAGCAAGAUAAAGAAGGCAUCGUAUAUAAAUAUGAAUGAUUUUUUUACGUUGUUAUUAUCAUAUGAAGAGAAGAUUAUUCGGGGUACAAUUCAAAUUGAAUUCUCCUGAAAAUGUUUAACUAAGUAGAAUAUUUUUUCUGUCAAUUUGAAAGCUUGUGCUGAGCUUUGGUGGAACACCUUACUAUAUUCUAUUUAAAAUUCAGUAUCAUUAGACAUUGAUAAAGUCAUCCCAAUUACUUUCAAAUAUGUGUUUUAUCUCUUCCACUGGAAAGUAAAUGUGUGUCAGUAUUAAAGCUGUGCAGUACCAUGAUACUCACUAACUUGUCCAUCUGCUUCUGUACAUUUUUGUUCAUUAAUAAUUUGCUUACAAUAUUACAUGAGGUGUUGUUGUGUAUCUCAAAGUGUCUCCAUUAUCUUACAGGUGAUGUCUCUUCUUUUUUUCUCUCUCUCUUUUCUAUACAGUGUACUUCCAAUGAACCACAGUACAUAUUUUUUAAAAUGCCAUUUAAUUUACUAUUUUAAAAAAAGUAUUCUUUUUUUUUAAAAAAAAAUGAAAACAUUUAUUGUGAAUAAUGUGUUUAAAGAAAAGGGAUGUUGUGGCAGCACUUAGAAUUGUUUUUUUUAUUAUUAUUAUUUUUUUUAAAUACAAAACUGUUUAUUGGCUACAGUUGGUUCACAAAAAAGUAUGACCUCUUAAUGUGUUUCAUUGGUAUUGUUAGUGCAGCAAAGUUUAAUUGGCAUAAAAAGUUGGUUAAUAGUACUGUUGAAGUGUGUAUUGUAUAUUUACUGGGGAAAAAAUAAAACAUAUUCACAUUUCAAAUCUAUGUUAAAAGACCUUGAGUAAGGACUCAAUAUGUGAAAAUCCUAACUGGAAACAAUCAGGCAAUAAUAACAUAGACUGAGCUAUAAUCAUCAUUGUCCACUUACAGGUAACAAGGAUCAUUUUAUAACAUGUUUUCUGAACUAAGCUAAUCUUAUAAGUAGCCUGAUGGCAUCACCUGCCAUAGGGAUUUCUGAUGAAGAUUCUCUACGUUGAGAAUAGUUGUACCAAUGAAAUUGCACUGAUGCAGCUAUUCUAGUGAUACAUUUGCAUCUUUACUGUCAAUGUACUGUACAGUACAGUACUGUACAGUACAAGCUUACUUUGUUUAAAGCCCAUAAUGUAGUACACAUGUAAAAACCUGUGUUUAGCAGGUCUGAACCCCUUGUCUUGGGGUUUUGUAUUGGUGGAGCUACUGCCAACCCAGUACAGGGUGUCCACAGAAUGUGGCUAGGUGCUAGGUCAAUUUUUCUCAAUCUUUGCAUUGAAUAUAUGCUCAAUUUUUAAUGUGGGAGGGCUGAAGAGUAAAAUAAUAAAUUGUUACAUGUACUUCAGUGGUGUAUUGCUACCAUAUCAGUGAUGCAAACAGACUUUUUUGUUAUUUAAUAUUUCUCAAGUCCUUAUCCAAGUCAGUUAACCUUCUGAGUAACUUUUGGCUGUCACCUGAAAUUCCUUGGGAAAAAAAAAUACAAAAAAAAAAAAGAAAAAAAUACAAAAAAAAAAAAA
Anas platyrhynchos (mallard) is the source of this 9303-nucleotide messenger RNA. The record is from RefSeq and is a predicted model, not a curated record. NCBI's taxonomy places the organism in Eukaryota, Metazoa, Chordata, Aves, Anseriformes, Anatidae.